AUGGCGAUGGUGCUGGAUGCAUUUGCGUUCUACCUGGCGGACAUGCUCACACAGGUGGCAGCAGAUGAGGUAGGGGCGAUGCUCGGUGUCUCGGGUGAGAUCAACAAGAUGGGCGACAAGCUCCAAGACCUCAAAAAUUUCCUGGCCGACGCCGAUAGGAGGAACAUCACCGACGAGACCGUUCGAGAGUGGGUGACGCAGCUCAAGCAUGCCAUGUACGAAGCCAGUGACAUCCUUGACCUCUGCCAUCUCAAGGCCUUGGGCAAGCCUGAACCAUCCUCGGUAAACGCAGGGUGUUUCAAUCCCUUGCUCUUGUGCAUUCGGAAUCCCUUCCAUGCUCGUGAGAUCGGCAUCCGCAUCAAGGCACUCAACCAGAGGCUCGACGCCAUCAAGGAGCGGAGCGCUGCUUUCAACUUUAUCAAUCUUGGAUCCUACUACCAGGAUCAUCGCAGCCAUGGUAAUCCAACUCCAAGCCGGGAGACGGUAGGAGACUUUGACCGGUCGACUGUGGUUGGGGGCAAGAUUGAAGACGACACAAGAGCAUUGGUGACCCGUAUCAUGCAAACAGGAAAGGAGGUCGACGAUGACAUCAUGGUGGUCGCCAUUGUAGGUGUUGGCGGGAUUGGCAAGACCACUCUCGCUCAGAAGGUCUUCAAUGAUGAGGCAAUCCAAGAUGAGUUCAGCAAAAAGAUAUGGCUAAGCGUCAACCAAAACUUCAGUGAUGUUGAGCUGCUGAGAAGAGCCAUCAUCGAAGCUGGAGGAGACGCCCAGCUAGCUGGAAAUGCAAAGGCCACGCUUCACCGAAGCCUCAAGGAUGCCUUGAUUGGCCACAAGAUCUUGCUUGUAAUGGAUGAUGUGUGGGACCAUGGAGCAUGGGAUCAUGUGCUCAAAAUACCAUUAACGACUGUUGCUGCUUCAGGCAGCCGAGUCCUCGUCACCACUAGGGAUGAAGGUGUUGCUCGAGGGAUGAUAGCCAGAUGGCCCUACCACCAAGUCGACACAUUAUUACCUCAAGAUGCCUGGUCAUUGCUCAAGAAGCAGGUACUCUCAAGUGAGAUAGAUGAAGGGCACAUCAAUACGUUAAUGGAUAUUGGAUUGAAAAUUAUACAAAAAUGUGGUUGUUUACCACUUGCUGUUAAAGUAAUGGGAGGACUCUUGCGUGAAAGAGGGGGGCUCCGUCGUGACUGGCAGAAGGUUUUGGAUGAUUCUAAAUGGUCAAUAACUAAAAUGCCCCAAGAGCUCAACCACACAGUAUACUUAAGCUAUGAAUAUAUGCCGCCUUAUUUGAAGCAGUGCUUUCUAUACUACUCACUCCUUCCUAAAAGUAAAGUUUUUCGCAUGGAUGAAGUCAUUGCAAUGUGGAUGAGCGAAGGAUUUAUCAAUGGAAACUCUAGUGAUUUAGAAGAAUUGGGAAAAAACUACUAUAAGGAGUUGAUAUAUAGGAACAUUAUAGAGCUAGAUAAAUCAUAUCCCCACAUAUGGGUUUGCAGCAUGCAUGAUGUUGUUCGCUCAUUUGCUCAGUAUAUGAGUAAACAUGAAGCACUCGUAGCUCAAGACGGAGACAAUGAUAUUCUUACAAAACUUAGUUCACAAAAGUUUCUUCGGUUGUCCAUAGAAACUAACCGAUCACAAUCACGUGAUCUUGAUUGGACAUCUCUGCAAGCACAACAGUCAGUGAGAACAUUAAUCUCAACUAUUCAGAUCAAGAUGAAUCCUGGUGAUUCAUUGGUUACCUUUUCAAGUCUGCGGGUCCUAUAUAUACAAGCUGCAGAUGUGGCUGCAUUGGUUGAAUCGUUGCAUCAACUCAAGCACCUGAGGUAUCUGGCACUAUUAGAUACUGAUAUUUCAGUACUUCCUAGGAACAUUGGCAAGAUGAAACUAUUACAAUUCCUUGACCUUCGUGGAUGCACAAAAUUGGUGAAUCUUCCUGCUAGCAUCGUGAUGCUUAGCCAGCUGCAAUUUCUUUAUAUUCCCGACAUCAUACACAUGAUACCUAGAGGGUUUUGUGGUCUGACAGGCAUAAGGAAACUAAUUGGGUUUCCAGGCCACAUGGAUGAUGAUUGCUGCAGUUUGGACGAGUUGGGGCCUCUUUACCAACUCAAAAAUCUCUUCUUAAAUAAACUGGAAAAUAUAUCUGCUGCCUCAUUUGCUGCUAAUGCAAGGCUUGGUGAGAAGAUGCAUCUUAUUGAACUAUUCUUGUGGUGCACCAGCAGACUAGGAGAUGACGGGUUGAUCAAAGAGAACCAAGGUGUCUCUGAGGAAGAACAACGGCGAAUCGAGAAUGUGUUCAAUGAGUUGUGCCCUCCGCCCAGUGUAGAGAUUAUUAAUAUCAAAGGGUAUUUUGGCUGGCAACUCCCGAGUUGGAUGAUGUCUACAUCAAUGGUACCGGUGAACCUCAACACCUUGACGAUUCUAUUUUUCUCUGACCUAGCUUGUUGCACACAACUUCCCAACGGGUUGUGUCAGCUCCCCUACCUGCAAUUACUUCAGGUUAAUCGUGCUCCAUGCAUCAAGCGGAUUGGGGCUGGAUUCUUGAAGGAUGCAGCAUCUCCAUUUCCGACUUUAAACAAGAUGAACUUAGUAGGAAUGGUGGAAUGGGAGGUAUGGGAAUGGGAGGAAAAAGUACAAGCCAUGCCCCGUUUGGAGAAGCUUCAGCUUGUAAAUUGCAAACUGAGGCAUGUUCCUCCAGGCCUUACCUCUAACACAAGGGCUUUGAAACAAUUAAUUCUACAACAUGUCCAGCACCUCUGCUACAUUGGGAGCUUUCCUUCAGUUGCUGAGCUUAUUGUGUAUGGAAUCCCCGAUCUAGAGAGGAUCACCAAUCUCCCCAAUCUGCAGAAGCUUACCAUCACCGAUUGCCCAAAGUUGAUGGUGUUGGAGGGUAUCCCUGCACUUGAGAAGUUGGUACUGGAGGAUUACGUGAUGGAAGAACUCCCAAAAUACAUGCGAGCCGCGGGACAGUGUGGUCUUGAGUGGGACAAGUUCAGCCAUGUGGACAAUGUCAAGGCAUAUGCGCCUGAUGGAGACAACCAACGAAAAUGGUAUAUGUUUUACACAAGAGGAGAUAACUACAAGUUGGAUUCAAAUAUUAGCAUCUCUAUUUCGCUGCCGUGCGAGCGUUUCAGCUUCCAUCGUGGAGGCGGAAGAUACAGCGCCAGCAAUAAAAGCAGCAGGAUGGAAGACAAAUCAAUAAUCCCAAGUGAAGUUAGUGCGUCCUCGAAGCUGAAGGUUAUGGAGCUGAAUUUCUUCCUCUGA
Hordeum vulgare subsp. vulgare (domesticated barley) is the source of this 3255-nucleotide messenger RNA. RefSeq names its product disease resistance RPP13-like protein 4. The transcript has 5 exons. NCBI's taxonomy places the organism in Eukaryota, Viridiplantae, Streptophyta, Magnoliopsida, Poales, Poaceae. Gene Ontology annotation, biological process: defense response to other organism. Gene Ontology annotation, molecular function: ADP binding. The coding region runs from base 1 to 3255 and encodes 1084 amino acids. The record is from RefSeq and is a predicted model, not a curated record.